Zingiber officinale is the source of this 2490-nucleotide messenger RNA. RefSeq lists its product as uncharacterized. NCBI's taxonomy places the organism in Eukaryota, Viridiplantae, Streptophyta, Magnoliopsida, Zingiberales, Zingiberaceae. The transcript has 11 exons. Gene Ontology annotation, biological process: regulation of photosynthesis, light reaction. Bases 170 to 2326 code for a protein of 718 amino acids. The record is from RefSeq and is a predicted model, not a curated record.
CAAGAAUCAUGCUUUUACUUGUGGGAAUGUGACAUGCCUUCUUUUUUGCUUUGCAAAGAGCACUAUGAAAUGAUGUUAAGAGCAACAGACUUGAAUGUCCAUAAGUGUAUUUCUAUGAACAUCUCCUCCUUCCAAAUGUCCGCACCGGCGCAGAGAUCACUCCCAUGAGAUGAGACCCUCCGCGUCACUGCACCGACACACCGCCUUCUGCGGCCUCCCCUCCCCCUCGCUUUCCUCCAGGAUAAGCCCAGGCAUUGUCUUCGUUCAUCCUCCGGCCUCCCUCCCCGAUCGCAGGGCCUUCUUCUCCCGAUCGCUCGCCGGAGCCGAUCCCAGCCCCCAAAACCACCCACACAGGGGGAAGAAAACAGAGCCAGGAGCUCAAAAAGGGGAGAGAUCCGGCGGAGUGGGAGGCACCGAGGAAGUGAACUGUGAAGUCGACGUCGUCUCUUGGCGGGAGAGGCGUGUUAGGGCGUGGAUCCUCGUCAAUGCAGACGUCGAGUCUGUGUGGAGCGUCCUCACGGAUUACGAGCGGCUCGCUGAUUUCAUCCCUAAUCUCAUCUAUAGUGAGAGAAUCCCUUGUCCGCAUAAGGGGCGAAUAUGGUUGGAGCAGAGAGGGUUGCAGCGUGCGCUAUACUGGAACAUCGAGGCUCGCGUGGUCUUGGACCUUCAGGAAUUUCCGAACUCUGCUAAUGGGAGUGAGCUUCACUUCUCAAUGGUUGAUGGAGAUUUUGAUAAGUUUGAAGGGAAAUGGAAUGUGAAAGCAGGCCCAAGGUCUUCAAUGGCAACUUUAUCAUAUGAAGUGACUGUUGUGCCUAGAUUUAACUUCCCAACAAUUUUUCUUGAGAGAAUUAUCAGAUCUGAUCUUCCAGUAAAUCUAAGAGCAAUUGCUUGGAGAGCUGAGAGAAUAUUUGAAGAAAUUCAAAAGGAAAUUAUGUCUAUAAAUGGAAUGGGUACAACUUUAAGAGCCUUAUAUUUAUCAUCCUUGGGUAGGUUUGGUUCUACAUCCAGUACUGAGACACUUUCCAAUACCUUAAAGGAAGAUCCCGUGGAGCCUUUAGGUUUUGUUCUUUCUUCACCAUCAACUGAGAGGAGUGCAAAAUGGGGUGUUUAUGGAAAUGCAUGCAGACUUGAUAGGCGUUGCAUGGUCGAUGAAAUUCAUCUUCGUAGGAUUGAUGGCCUGUUGGAAAAUGGAGGGACUCAUCGGUGUGUUAUGGCUAGUGUUACAAUCAAGGCACCAGUUCGAGAAGUUUGGAAUGUCUUAACUGCAUAUGAGACACUACCUGAGAUUGUUCCAAAUUUAGCAAUUAGCAAAAUUCUCUAUAGGGAAAAGAACAAGGUUCGCAUUCUACAGGAGGGCUGCAAAGGCCUGUUGUAUAUGGUGUUUCAUGCACGCGUGGUGUUAGAUUUGUGUGAAGACUUUGAGCACAGAAUCAAAUUUGAGCAAGUUGAAGGGGACUUUGACUCCUUUCAGGGGAAUUGGAUUCUGGAGCAGCUGGGAGAUCAGCACACUUUGUUAAAGUAUAUUGUAGAAUCAAGAAUGCACAAAGAUAGCUUCCUCUCAGAAGCUAUCUUGGAAGAGGUUAUUUAUGAAGAUCUACCAUCAAAUUUAUGUUCGAUCCGUGAUUUUAUUGAAAACAAAGUAUCUGUGAAUAGUGACCAAGAGAAUCAUUCCAACGACCAUAUCAGUCCUGAUGGUAGUUCUUUAAAUGACACUAAGGAUGAAUUGGAUCAGCCUGCCCUUGAUGGUAACUCUUUGCAUAGUCUUCGGCAAAGACCAAAAGUUCCCGGUUUACAAAGAGAUAUUGAAGUUCUUAAAACGGAGCUCACAUCAUUUAUUUCAAAAUACGGCCAAGAUGGGUUUAUGCCAAUGAGAAAGCAGCUUCGCUUGCACGGAAGAGUGGAUAUCGAGAAGGCAAUAACUCGCAUGGGUGGAUUUAGGAGGAUUGCAAACUUGAUGAACUUGUCCCUUGCCUACAAACAUCGAAAGCCCAGAGGUUACUGGGAUAACCUAGAAAAUCUACAGGAGGAGAUUAGUCAGUUUCAGAAAAACUGGGGAAUGGAUCCUGCAUACAUGCCCACUAGGAAGUCUUUGGAACGUGCAGGACGCUAUGACAUAGCUCGAGCUCUGGAAAAAUGGGGAGGGCUUCAGGAGGUGUCCCGCCUCCUAUCGCUUGAACUGAGAUACCCUAGGAAAAGAUCAGCCAUCCAACAAGAUGAGCAGAGCGAUGUUGCAGCAACAAAGAGGCCAAGCAAGCCAAUGAUUGCUCAAGACACACAGAAAUGGGUUUUGAAACUGAAGGACCUGGACAUUAACUGGGUGGAGUAGCACUAUCAGACGUGCUGUUGCCUUCAGCAUCUCGCAGAUUCCACACGAUACAUUUGUACAUUGUCCUGUACAGUAGAGAAAUUGUAUUUCUUGGGUUUACAACAUAAACAGAGUCACUUUGUUCCUCUUGUUGAGAAGGCAAAAGUAAAAGUGGAAUUUUCAAA